AUGGAUAUUUUAUAUCCAUGCAGUCUGUGUUCACAGACUUUUACAUUAAGAAAACAUAUUUUAAAACAUAUGAAAACUGAUCAUGAAUCUAAUGUUCCUUCAAUAUGUAAUGAUAAUUCGAAAAGCUUAUUAACCUGUUCACAAUGCCACAAACAGUUUAAAAGUAAAGGUAUGUUGAGUAAACAUAUACAUUUAAAACACAGUAUUUCAAUACCUAAUUUGAGCAAGGACACUUCAAAGCCAUUGGAGAAAAGAGUUUCUCAAAAGCUCAACGCUUAUUUAUCAUUAAAAGAUUGCUUGCCAGUUGAUUAUUCUUAUACAAUAUUGGCAUUCAAAGAUUUAUCUCAUGGACAGUUCAAAGCAAAAUUUCAUAUUAAUAACACCGACAAAGAAUCAAUUUCAGAUUGGUUGAAUAGUUUAUGUCAUAUUACAAAAGUUAAUUAUAUAACUGAAAACGUACCAUCUAUUUCUUUACAAAAUAUCCAUCGAAUCGUAUAUAAAUGCAAAAACAUUGACUAUUGGAAUGUUAAGUCUAAUAGUAUGCGGCGGAACCCAACAAGUUGUAAAGCGAGUCUAACAGUUAUAAUUAAACCUUUAGACAAUGAAUUACCUCAUCAAUCAAAAGCUGUUGUAUUAAUGAACCAUUGUCAUUGUCAUCCCAUGAAUUGUUUCACACCAAUGAAAUUAUUCCAUGAUAUAUAUGAUGUUUAUAAUCAAUUAAUUCUUUUAUUAAAAAAUGGUAAAUCAGCUGCUGGUGCUUUGCAUAAAUAUACAAUUGAAACUAUACAAAAUAAAGGUAAAAAUCAUUAUUUGAAAUUAAUGGAUUCAGGAAUCAAGUCAGAUGUAGAAUUUGUCUAUGAGUUGUACUACAGGCACAUAAGAAAAUCUAAAUUUUCAUCACCGUUUGUUAAACGUGUAGAUUCAUUAAUGCAAUCUAUAAAAUAUUAUAAUGCCAGUAUAGGAACGAAGAGUGCUGUGGUUGAAUUAAUAAAAAGUAAUAUUGUGGUUGCUGUUCGAACCCCACUAAUGGGAGCAAUUAAUACUGAUACAGUAUUUGUGUGCUCAACUAGUUUUGAUAAAUGUAAAACAUGGUUCAUGUUUAGUAAAAAUGAUAAAAAUUUAAUGAUUCCUGUAGGUGUAAUUAUUUCCACUGACGAUAAAGAUUGCUUGUUAAAAGUGGGCUUAUGUUUGUGGGAAAAAUUAGGGGGCACUAUCAAAACUGUUGUAGUAGAUUUAGUGUAUGUACAUACAUUCCAAACAGUUUUUCCUAAAGCCACUGUAUGUGUUUCUAAAUUUCAUUUUUUGCUGAGUGCAUGGAAAUGGCUUAUUAGUGAUACAAAAAAUAAUAAUAUGAUUGAAGAGUUAAAUUGCUUUGUUGAAUUAAAAAAAAUAGUAUGUUCUGAAAGUUUUAUUCCUGACCAUUUUUCAGAUACAAACUUUGCUAUUUUUAUUGAAAAAUAUCCAAAUUUCAAACAAUUUAUGCAAGAUAUUGAUAAAAACAUUUUUUUAUUUUGUUCACCCAUGUCCUCUCAUCCAUGCUCUACAAUUUCAGAACGGAAACUUAUUUACUAUCAUACUAAAUCACUUUCAAUCUUACAAACAUUUCAUUUUGUUAUUGCUGAAAUUGACUUAUUCUACAACAAUUUUUCUACAGAUAGUCCAAAUAAUAAUCAACAAAUAAUUUUAAAUAACUUCAAAGAAAUGUACAGAGAUAAAAACGGUUUUACUUACUGUAGUAUAAAUGAAAAUCAUUCUUUGUACUUAGUAGAAAGUGAUAAUUUUGGUAAAUUUUUUGUUGAUAUGUAUAUUGGACUAUGUUCUUGCACUAUAAAUAAUGUAUGUUCUCCGUGUAUUCAUCAAGUGUUUUUAAGUGGAUGUUUGAAUGAAAAAAGCAUUAACGGUUCGGCUCAUAGUGAUGUUUGUAUAUUAAAUACAUUAAAUUAUGAUAUAGAAGAACUAAAUACUGAAAAAAAAGAAUUUGAAAACAUUUUAUCUGAAUUUCAAUCUAUUCAUAAUAAGAUAAAAGAACAAUUUGUGAUUGAUCCAGAGUAUUUUAAAGUUGGCAUUCAGAAGUUUGUUUCAACUUGGAACACCAGUCUAAUAUCAAAUAAAUCUUUAUUUUUUAGCCUGUCGUUCUUUAACAAUGUUCACCAAAUCAAACUAAACAAAGAUGAUUUAUACAAGAUUGAUUCGUAA
Messenger RNA from Macrosiphum euphorbiae (potato aphid), 2196 nucleotides. Lineage: Eukaryota; Metazoa; Arthropoda; Insecta; Hemiptera; Aphididae. The record is from the annotation of a GenBank genome assembly.